AUGGCAACCCCCUCACCCGUCCACAGCGUGCUGCCCGCAUCGCCAAUUUCGCAUCAUGAUAUCCCGAGGAUGCAAUAUCGAAGCCGUCCCGUAUCCGUCGCUGUAGAGCCCGUUUCACUGGUCAUAUCGGAAUGUAUAGCGAUCACCUCAGCUAUUCAAAAGCAUGCGCGCUCUUCCCAUUUCUCCGUCUCUGCCAUUCUUGGCGGAAAUCCCAAUACUAUACAAUUCGGAUCCCCUAAACAGCAACCCCAGUCGCGAAACCGAAGUGUUGGAGGUCCCUUUGGAGACGGUGAUCAGGAUGAAGCGACGAGCAAUCGCUGGAGCUUUCAGGGUCAGAGGGCGAAGGGCUUGCAGGAUAGCCCCAUGAUCGCAGGAUUCGGCAAGCUUCGCCAGGAGAUUACGGGUGUUAAGAAUAUUCACUCAUUUGAUGCCCUGACGCUCUUGACCCCAUUUCUCUUUGUAAUUCAAGAGAAAGGAACUGCGGCACCGAUCACGAUACUAGCUCUGGGCGCAUUGAGGAAAUUCCUUGCUUAUGGGUUUAUCGCUUCUGAGUCUCCUCGCUUUGCACUGGCUAUGCAAUCGCUCUCCGCCGCUGUUACACACUGUCAAUUCGAUAUAAGUGAUUCGGCCCAAGGCGAAGUUGUGCUGCUCAUGAUUCUCAACCUGAUGGAGGACAUGAUGUCUGGACCAGGAGGCUACAUAUUAAGCGACGAGAGUCCCCGGUUCUCGCCUGUCUUGAGGAGAACAGCCGAAGCUGUCCUAGUCAGAAUGUGUCAGAUCAUAUUCGAGGAUAUCAAACAUCUCGAGGUCGAGGCCGGGGACGAUUCUUCUGUCAUGGAUCAGUUGGCUGAUCAACACAUGGAAAAUGUAAAGAUGGACACUACGGCUGGCAGUACUGUUGCGGAACCGCUUGUCCCUGCCCCUACUGGAGACGAGUCUGCUCCGGAAACUUCAGAUAAGGUUGGCAGUGAGAAGGCGGAAGAAGGAUCUGAAAAUAUCCACCCCGUCGAAGAAAAUGAAAGCGACACAGAGUCAUUGGAUCUUCGGCCAUACUCGCUACCUUCCGUUAGAGAGCUAUUUCGAGUUUUGGUCAACUUCCUGGAUCCCAAUGAUCGCCAUCAUACCGAUACAAUGAGAGUGGUGGCUUUGCGGAUAAUACAUGUUGCCUUGGAGGUGGCUGGCUCUUUCAUAGCACGCCAUCCUGCUUUGGCAACCAUUGCCAAAGAUCAGCUAUGCUGUUACCUCUUUCAACUUGUCCGAUCCGACAAUAUGGCUAUUUUACAAGAAUCGUUAACGGUCACGGGAACGCUACUCGCAACCUGCAGAGGCGUCCUCAAGCUCCAGCAGGAACUCUACUUAUCGUAUUUGGUAGCAUGCCUUCACCCGACAAUUCACAUCCCUCGCGAAGCUGGUAUUGACCCCUCACUGUACGCUGGUAUACCAGAGACGCCAAAGCUAGUCAAGCCACCGCCAUCGCAAUCUAAUAGCGGACGGUCAACUCCUGUUCCUGUUAAAGACCGACAAAAACUCGGGUUGGAAGGGGGUGCGCGUAAACCCGAUGCUAGGCAAGCAAUGGUAGAAGCUAUUGGUGUUCUAUCUAGGAUGCCAACAUUCGCUGUUGAGUUGUUUGUGAAUUAUGACUGUGACGAAAAUAGGUCGGACUUGUGUGAAGACGUGAUUGGGUUACUUUCGCGUAACGCAUUACCGGACUCAGCAACAUGGAGUACUACAAGUGUUCCGCCUCUCUGCCUAGACGCUCUCCUGCGAUUUAUUCAGUUUAUGGCUGAGAGAGUGCAUGAUGACCCUGUCUAUGAAAAUUUUCCGGAUCCCGAGAUGUUGAGAGAGAAAAGACGACGGAAGAAAAUUAUUAUCAAAGGGACGAGCAAAUUUAACGAGAAGCCAAAGUUGGGACUGAGCUAUCUUGAAGCGAACAAUAUCAUUACUGAUGUUGGGGAUCCUGUUGCAGUGGCUAAAUUCCUCAAAGGAACAUCGCGAAUAUCGAAGGCAGUUCUCGGAGAUUUCCUAUCGAAAAAGGGAAAUGAAGCUAUCCUGGGAGCCUUCCUGGAGUUGUUCGAUUUCUCUGGCAAACGAAUUGACCAGGCCUUGAGAGUGAUGUUGGAAUCUUUCCGAUUGCCGGGUGAAGCACCCCUGAUCGCAGCAGUAGUCGAGUCUUUUUCCGAGAAAUACUGCGACUGCAAUACGCUCUCUGAGGUGGCAAACAAGGACGCUGUUUUCAUUUUAACAUAUGCUAUUAUCAUUCUAAACACUGACCAGCACAACCCAAAUGUGAAAUCCAUGAAGAGGAUGACCCUCAACGACUUCUCCAGAAACUUACGAGGGCAAAAUAACGGCCAAGAUUUUUCGCCAGAUUAUCUGAAGGAUAUUUACGAAUGCAUUAAGUCGAACGAGAUCAUAUUGCCUGAUGAACACGAUAAUCAGCACGCGUUCGAUUAUGCCUGGAGGGAGCUUCUUUUGAAAUCUGAGACGGCGGGCCAUCUAUACACUUGCGAUACCAACAUUUAUGACGGCGAUAUGUUUGCGGCAACCUGGAAGCCGAUUGUCUCUACCCUAUCGUAUGUCUUCAUGUCUGCGACGGAUGAUGCCGUUUUCGCCCGGAUUGUAACUGGGUUUGAUGAAUGUGCUCGCAUUGCAACCAAGUAUGGCAAUGUUGAGGCACUUGAUCAGAUCGUUUACUGCCUUAGCCACAUCACUACAUUGGCUACUCGCGUGCCGUUUAAUACGACUCUGAACACUGAAGUCCAGGUUGGGGACGGCAGAGUCAUGGUUAGUGAGCUUGCUGUAAAACUUGGCAGAGACUUUCGUGCUCAGCUUGCAGUGCUCGUGCUGUUCCGGGUCGUCAUUGGCAGCGAGGCUCUUAUUCACCACGGGUGGAAACAUAUCAUUCAGAUAUGGACUCAUCUGUUUUUGAACUCACUGGCACCGCCCCUUUCUUCGACAGAUCUUCCAACUCUACCAAUUCCAGCCAUUCCUUUGCAGACUCCCUCACAAGUCAUAGAUAGGGCUGCAAGGUCUAACGAUAUUGGAUUCUUUUCUGCAUUCACAUCGUACAUCUCUAGCUAUGCUGCAGACGACCCCCCGGAGCCAUCAGACGAGGAACUAGAGAGUACACUGUGUACUGUUGACUGUAUUAACUCGUGUAAUAUUGACAAAGUUUUGAACAACAUCUCCAAACUACCCCCGGCUCGCAUUGACAUAUUAGUUCAGGCAUUGCUGGAACAAUUGCCACAGAGUGACCACUCAUCUGUCAUUGGUGUAAAGCAGGACAAUGUGACAAUCGUACCUCCUAAUGGGUCAAUAUCGCCAUCAGGUCUACCGACUUACGACCCCUCUACCCCUUUUAUUCUUGAGCUCUGUACCAUUUUGACUAUCCGAGACGAUGAAUGCGCCACAAACACCGCAAAGCAAGUACUCGACGCUGUCCAUGGCAUUUUGCGCGAUCACAGCCAGUGGCACGGUAUCACCGUCUCUCGGGCAGCGUUUUAUGGCCUCAUGAUACUGAAGUCGGGCUACGAUCAUGAUUUUGUGAAUGUACCAAUUUUCCUUCAUACCAUCUCUAGCCUACCACAGGAUUUACUGCUAAAGACGGCGGAUAUUAUACUCUCUGGGCUCUCGAUUUGCACGCGUGACCCAGGCCCUCUGAGAAGUGAGAUGAUGACCUCGCCUGAUUUCUGGGUCAUUUUACGGGUGGUAGCGGGAGACGCCAAUGCUGCGGCCCAAAUAUUCGAUAUCUUGGAGAGAAGCACAACCGGAACGCCCCCAGCAAUCAUGGCCGACAACUACGAGGCAGCAAUCUCACUCUUGAAUCAUUUUGCAUCGACAGCUGAUCCUCUGUCUUCUCGCGAUUCUAAGGUGCAGGAGUCGACGAAGAAAGAUGCUGAGGCCCAAGUGAUAGCAAGAGGCUGCCAAGCCGUCAAUACCUUGCAUGGUAUGACGUCUCGAAUCCCACAGCUUAUGCAACAGUCUCAUCUAGAGAGUAGCGAGGCGUGGUCGGCCUAUUGGUUACCAAUUCUUCAAGCACUUACGACACAAUGUACCAACUCUUGUCGUGAUGUUCGCCAGCUUGCAUUCUCGGCUCUUCAAAGGUCGCUACUCUCCCCCGAGCUCACCUGUAGCGAUCCGAAAGAAUGGACAGCAAUAUUUAGCAAAGUUCUGUUCCCUCUGAUUUUUAGACUUUUGAAACCGGAAGUCUUUUCCUCUGAUCGGGACGGGAUGAGCGAAAUGCGUGUUCAAGUAGCAUCUCUCCUCUGCAAAGUGUUUUUGCAGUACAUGGUUCUAUUAUCCGAGUGGGACGGCAUGCUGGACCUUUGGAUUAAGAUCAUUGAGAUCAUGGAUCGCCUCAUGAACAGCGGACAAGGCGACAGCUUAGCGGAGGCAGUACGUGAAAACCUGAAAAACGUUGUUUUGUUUAUGGCGACCAGCGGCUACCUAGUUUCUCCUGACAAAGACCCAUCGAGAAAGAAGCUCUGGGAUGAAACGUGGGAGAGGGUAAAUAGGUUCUUACCAGACUUGCGGAAUGAUAUUCUCAAUGAGGAAACCCCCGAGUCUACUGACACUAAAGAGUCUACUGAUACUAAAGACGGCGAAGAGAAAUAG
Molecule: messenger RNA, 4614 nt
Organism: Trichoderma breve
Lineage: Eukaryota; Fungi; Ascomycota; Sordariomycetes; Hypocreales; Hypocreaceae
Product: sec7 domain-containing protein
Exons: 9
Coding region: 1-4614 (1537 amino acids)
Biological process (GO): regulation of ARF protein signal transduction
Molecular function (GO): guanyl-nucleotide exchange factor activity
Source: RefSeq, a predicted model, not a curated record